Molecule: messenger RNA, 1102 nt
Organism: Drosophila yakuba
Lineage: Eukaryota; Metazoa; Arthropoda; Insecta; Diptera; Drosophilidae
Exons: 1
Coding region: 20-910 (296 amino acids)
Source: RefSeq, a predicted model, not a curated record
UUAGGAGGCUGGUAUAAAGAUGAAGUGCACCGGCUUUCUAAUCCUCCUGGUGGUCCUGUUUGCCUGGAAUGGCAGAGUUCGGGCAAUAGAAACUGCCUUUGAUAUAUGGAAUAAAUUUGGAGACGGUGGAGCUCUGCCCAAUGAUCCGGAACGGCUAAACGAAAAAGGUAUUUCGGUUCUUGGUACAACUAACCAACUGCAAGACAGAAAUGAAGGUACGAUAACGCAAUUGAAAAAUCUUAUUGAUAAUUAUGUGGGGAAAUUAUUAUCCGAUUUACCCAAUACUCGGAAAAAGAAAAGGAGACAAGCGCUGCAGGAAUCCCUACAAGCUUUAACUGGUCUGAGCUUGGCCAUAUCCCCAUUGCUAAAAAUCCUGGCGAACAUCAAGAACCAGGAGGAGCAACUUGUCUCCAAACUCAAUGUUCAGAAUGAAUGGAAGUUCUGGGCUGCCGCAAAGGUUUCGCGAGUUCAGGAUUCCACUAAAGGGCUUAGGACCGCGGAGGCUGUUUCCAUCACUGAAAACUUCAACAAUCGUUACGGCCUUCGAUUGCGCAGCUGUGUUGGUCUGUUCAUCUGGAAUCAGAUUCGGUUUAACUUGGACCUGGAAAGUUCCCUAAAUGGCCUGCAAAAUCCAACGGGGCAGCUGAUCGAUGCCACUGAAGGCUGUUCCAGCGUUAAGGCAAAAACGUGUCGCCGGGACGUGAGAAGGGUUAUUGAUGGCCUCCAGAAUGCUCCACAGAAUCUGCUGAGCCUGCGGAAUAAAGGCAAUCAGUUGGAGGACAUCCAAAGACAAAGCAAUCAGUGUGUGGAUAAAACCCUAAAGGAAUAUACCGAGGAGCGGGUCGAAGUGGAAAGACAGCUGGAGGAUAUAAUCGCGGAUUAUCGCGAGAGUGAAACACCCAACAAAUAGAUGGGGAAAUAUACUAUACAUUAAAAAUUAAAUAUUAUUGCACUAAUCAACGGCGAACAUAUAGCAGAUACAGCACAUACAAAGGACCUCUAUAGAAACAGAAAAAUAUAUAUUAAUUCUAUAAAAUAUUUCGUAUGAAAAAGAAGCAGCAAAGUUAAUGUUUAAAUCUUUUAAAUACAUUCUGUGAGAAGA